This is a messenger RNA of Ilyonectria robusta, 3369 nucleotides long. RefSeq lists its product as uncharacterized. Gene Ontology annotation, molecular function: polyubiquitin modification-dependent protein binding. NCBI's taxonomy places the organism in Eukaryota, Fungi, Ascomycota, Sordariomycetes, Hypocreales, Nectriaceae. Gene Ontology annotation, cellular component: proteasome regulatory particle, base subcomplex; nucleus; cytosol. Gene Ontology annotation, biological process: proteasome-mediated ubiquitin-dependent protein catabolic process. The coding region runs from base 1 to 3369 and encodes 1122 amino acids. The transcript has 2 exons. The record is from RefSeq and is a predicted model, not a curated record.
AUGCAACAAGAGCCUCUUGCGAUUCCAGCACCUGUGACUCAUCCCGGCGUUCCCUCAACCUCCUCCUCCUCUCAGCAUGGCCCCAUUCACCGCGAACCCAACGGCCUCGAUCGACUCCGCUCUGGCGGCUCGAGCGGCGGUUCCCAGUACUCCAGCCCUGCGUCGCGGCGUGACUCCCACCAUGACGUGGAUGUUGAGCUGCUCGACGAGGAGCUACGCGGACUGAGUCUGGGCGAACACGCCCCUGCCCCUGGCUACCGAAUCUCCGAGUAUGAGAAUGCCAUGACACCACCCACACCGAAACGGGCUCUCGGAUUCAAAGUCAUCAAGCGCUCUGAACCGCUGUCCGAUGGUGUGCAACUCGAGGACUUCCCCAAUGAGAUUCUGACACAGAUUCUGUCGCACCUCCACUCCGACUCCCAUGCCGCGAUCGCCCUGGUAUCGAAGCGCUUCUACGCGCUGAUAACCAGCUCCCAUGCGUGGAGAAUGGCCUUCCUGCGAUACUUCCCAGGACACGAGGCCCUGGAAACCAAGAUAAAUACAGACCUGUGGGCCGACGCAUCGUCCGAUUUUGUUCGGUCCGAAGCUCGCUACUUUUCUCGUCUCACACCCCUUGCGUCGUGGAGAAAAGAGUAUUUGCUCAGAACCCGCCUGCUCCGGAGUCUGGCUCGUGGAAAGCCCGGAUCGUCUGGGAUUGUUGGGUCAUCCGUCCGAGGUGGGAAGAAACUCAGCGCAGUUUUGACGUACAAUUCCAAACUGCCUUGGGCCGUGACCAACAUCCACGCCGUCUUCUCGAACGGGAAUAAGCCGCCGAGAGCCAUUCACGGCGCAUCCGAUCUUGGUGCUGGAACCAUCAGCGAUCCUACGAGCGGAAAGAUUGAGAAAUGGGGCCUCACGGACCCAUUUUCUUCCAUGCAAUUGGAUGAGGUCUUCCCUGGCCUCGUGCCGUAUGGGCUUGGCGAGGGUCCUGCUGCCACACCCAAUGUCAUGGAUGUAAGCCAACCAUACGGCAUUCUUGCCGGCGAAGGGUUCCCAGGCGGCCGAGCCUAUUAUCGACCCGUCCAAGAGAACCGUGGACGCUAUCUGGAUGCGGACACGGGCGUCGUCGAUACCUAUCCUGACAUACCGAAGAUCCCCGAGAUGUCAGAGGCAAUUUGUAGUGCUUGGCUUGCCAAGUCAUCUGCUGUGCCAUUGAACACCCAGUCGAUGGUAGGCAUGCUCACUGGCUCUACCCUUGGUAUAGUCACAUCGUAUGCCAUCGUGUGUGACUCGAAUAGUCCACGACACUCAACUGGAGAAAUCACUGCUCGAUGGGUCCUGAGCCCGGGUGUGCCCAUCAUUGCUCUUAAAGUUGAUGAAAACUACAGCCAGAAGCGAAGGUCUGCGGCCCGCGUUUGGGCAGUGGCCUUAAAUGCCCUCGGUGAAGUUUACUACUUGACCGAGGUUCCUGCCAGCUCGCACACUCGUCACAAGGGUGAAGACAUCACUAAGAAUGCGUGGUAUGCUGGCCGCUCAGUCUACUGGCACCUCUUAGAAUCGACUCGACGUGUUGCACGCCCAGACGAUUUGGACAAGAACGUAAUCAGAGGUGCAUACUCGCCUCGAUCCCCCUCGAAUUCUAUGAAUCUGAGCAAAAGCCAAAUGGUCGCUGAGGCUCGAGAGAUCGAGAAGUUCUUGCGCCACAAGCCGGCUCACUUUAGACGAGUUUGCGACGGAUGGGAUAUGCUGCGCAGGCUGGAGGUGGAUUUCGCCAGCGACGACGGCAACGGUGCUGGGGAGAACAUCUUUGUAAUUGACUGUGGGCUUGUUGAAGACCGCCCUGCCCGUGUCCAGCGGUACUCACGAACUCUUGUACCUCAGGAGCAAGCUCAAGCCGUCCUGGUCGAUACGCCAUCGCCGCCUCAACCUGGGCCAUCCCUCUUCGGAUCCGUUGACACUACCUCUGUUGAGGAUCCCAAGAUCAUUAAGGCUCCCGAGCUGUCGCCGCCUGAGCCAUGGCCCCCCACAGCAACGCCAUCCUCGGAUGUCUUGGCCCCUCUCCACGAGUGGGAUAGUUGCACCAUGGGGCUCAAAGGCCAAGAUUUUGCUGCUAUCACCAGUAGCGCAUUGGAUUCCUCCUCCAAUGCUCUGCUGACGCUGGUAGAGGACCCGCUCUUCGCAGUCGAGGAAGAAAUCCCCGGUCGCAGAUCUCGACUUCUCGCUGUUGGAACCGACAACGGUGCUGUUCUCGUCUGGAACGGCCGCUCAGAAACAAAAGACACUGGUAUCAACCCACAACGGUACAUACAGACAGAGUCACCAGAAGUCUCUUGCCUAGCGCUCACCGGCUUGUACCUUGUCCAUGGCGGAAGCGAUGGUCUUGUCCAAGCUUGGGACCCUCUCGCCUCAACCCUGGAUCCUAUUCGAACAGUUAAUGCUCGAUCCAACGGUCGAGUGCCUCGGCACAUGACAACGAUGAAUCCUGGUCUUGACGAGGAUACCUACGCUGCGGUCGGCGCAAUCUAUCUUGACUCUGAUUCGACUGUCUUACGUGGUGUCGUUUCCUUUGGCGCGUUCUUGCGGUAUUGGGCGUAUAGCUCUACGAGCCACUCAACGGGACGCAAGCGCCGCCUAAAGCAUUCUGACAUUCACGGCCGACUGGCGAGUCGUCGCCAGGGUGGCGAUGUCUCGGAUUACAUUGCUGCGGAGGAAGCCGAACUUCGGCACGAGGAAGAGCACAUGGCCCGUGAACAAGCUCGUCUGCGUAGUCGGUUUGGAGUGGGAGCUCUCGGCGAUUUGACGGAAGAAGAAGCCAUUCGGUACGCGCAGAUGGUUUCUGAAGAGACCUUCCUCGACGAGCAGCGCCGAACGAGUGACUCGGCUGCUGAUGCUAGCCUGGACACGGCGUCUACGUUUAGCGGAACAACGGUUGAUACCCUCACGCCUGAGCCAAGUGUCGCAGACACGACGCCCCCGACAAGCACUACUGCAGAUGUUGCCCCGCCUACGGAAGCUGAAGAUGAUUAUGAGCAGCAGAUUCAACAGGCUAUUCGACUCUCUCUCAUGGAAGGUGUCAAUGAAACCGACAGUUUCCAGUCUCCUCGGGGCAACAGCUCUGGCGAAUAUGAGUUUGCUGUCACGUACAAGACCAAACCUAGCAAGAAGAACAAGAAUUCUGGGUCGGGCUCGCCACGUGCCCAACAAGCUCCCAUUGCUGGAUCGUCGACUCUCAUCGGACAAUACGACGACGACCUUGAACUCGCUCUGAAGCUCAGCAUGGCAGACCAAGGUCCCUCGGCGUCGGACAUUGGCCUGGACGGUCCACAGGACGAGUUCCCCCCACUAGAGACGGAGGGCGUUGGCAAAGGGAAGGGAGUGCAAAGGUGGUGA